GGGAAACUGGGAGCAACUGGGGAGAACGGGGCUGUGUCCCUGAAGGUCUGGGGGGAGGCCGGUGUGCUGGUGACCCGCUGCCUGGGAAAGCCGGGCGGCCCCUAACGAGAGGUUAAGCCCCAGCGGGGAAGAGCGUAGCCUCAUCCAAAGCGGUGUCUUGCCCAUCAAUCGAUCGUCAGAAAGCGUCAAAUAUUGCGGGUCAAAACCAUCCUCACCACGGUUACCAGAAGCUGGCUGCCUCCUCCUCUUCAUCUCUGAAAUUCUUCGGCUCCUAAAGGGUUUCUUUUCUUUUCGUAGCGUUCCUGAAAUGCGGCGUUGACCUCCAGCUGGUUACGGCCGCCCCGGCCUUCCUUUCCCCCCACGCCUUCCACCAUGGCUGCCCACUUGGUGCGACGCUGCUGCUGGCGGCACUUCGGUGCCUUCAUCGCUGCUCCUUCGGCGGUCCCGGCCUCUCUGCUGGUGCCGGCUGGGAAGGUGGCGAUGGCGAGAGCUCUGCCUCAAGCGCCUUUGGCUUCGUUUCAUACUUCGAGCCCUUCCAGCUGGGCAGAUGGAUUCUCGGUCAAAGAGCAGGUGGAGGACAGCGGAAAUCCAGAGCACAAAGUGAUCAGGGAACUGAUUGAAACAGCCACGAGUCCUCAGGAACUCUUCCAGUUGACCAAACACCAUGCUCUUAACAGCAACGAAGCCUCACUAAUAAUUAUUCAACUUUCCCGGCUUGCAGCAUUAAAAAACCUGGAAACGGAGAGCAUCCUGCAAGAUGAGUGUUUCCAACAGGUCAUCAGCAUCAUGGAUUCCCAGAUUUCUCAGGUGUGGAAUAACACCUUGUUGAACCUCCUGAAGAGCCUCUACUCCCUGGGAGUGGACAGCAACAAGAGGGAGAUGCAGUCGGUGGAGCAGGAGGUGCUGUGGCGGCUGCGGCGCCUCACCUUCAGGCAGCUCGCCUCCCUGGCAGAGUUCUUCGCAGCCAAGCAGGUGAAGGAGAGCAGGCUGCUGAACGAAGUCAUCAAGAAGCUGGAGCUGCGUUGGACGGAGCUUGAGGGCACUCGGACUGUGGUGGCGCUGAUAAGCAAGGUCGGGCACAUCUCCCCGGCUCUGAUGGACCGGCUGGAGGACAAGGCUCUGGAGCUUGCUGAACAGUUCAACCCCGAUGACAUCCGGAAAAUAAGUCUAGCUCUAGCCUACCAGAACCGGCGCUGCGUGCCUCUGCUCCGAGCCUUGUCCUACCACCUGAUCCAGAAGCACUCUGAGCUCAGCCUCAACGUCCUGCUGGACCUGAUUUUUGCCUAUGGAAAACUGAAUUUCCACCAGCCCCAGGUCUUCCAGAAGAUAGCCACUGACCUGCACCCUCACGUUUCCACGAUGACGCCCGUCGAGGUGACGCGCUGCAUCAGAUCCUUCUCCCUCCUCAAGUGGCUCAACCUGCCGCUGUUUGAGGCCAUUGCACAGUAUGCCCUGGACAACACCAAGCAGCUGUCAGUCACCCAUCUGUGCAGUAUCAUCCUGUCUUUUGCUCGCCUGAACUUCCAGCCCAGCGGAAUCGAGGACUUCUUCAACAUGGUCCACGAGGUGCUCCAGGGCCAGCUGGACAGCCUGGAGCCUCACUUGCUGACAGACCUGGUGUGGUCGCUCUGUGUGCUGCAGCAGGCCAAGGCUCCCUACCUGCAGCGAGUGCUGGCACCUGCCUUCCACGCACAGAUCCGAGGCGACCAGUCCUUCAAGGCCCAGAAUUUACGGCUAAGGCUCAUCAACAUCAACGCUGCCGCCAGGCUGGAAAGCCCCAGCUACCAGGGGCCGUUCCUGCCGGUGGAGAUGCUGAGCGCCACGCAGCCAGUGGGGGAGAAGGUCACCCUGCUGCAGAGCAGCCUGCGGGAGGCAUUGUCGGGGGUGCUGGGGAGCCAGGACAACGGGCGCUUCAACGUACACACCAUCUAUGGCUGGCAGAUCGCCUCACGCCCCUCCGCCUGCUCAUCGCAGCUGCCCUGUCUUGUUCCCAUCUCCUCCCGCAACUUGACUCUGAAGGCAGAGCAGAAACCGCAGCCCAGGGCGUGGUUGUGGGUAGCAGAUGCAGGAGGAAAGCCCUUCUGCAGCCAAGCAGCACAAAGGCCGGUGAAAGGCUUCUGGCUCUGCCCUCCUUUCCCCUGCCGCACCCCCGGCUCCCACAGCCCGCCCCAGGCUCCCCCAGCUCCCUGCUCUCCUGCAGCCCUGUCAAAUUCGGUCCCUGCCUCCUCCGUGGCGGGGACCGGCCAACCGGCUGCCACAGCAACUUCUGUGGUCUGUUGGCCCCACGUCCCCUUCCUGUGGGACACUGGGGGAUAAAAUCAUGCCACGGACACGU
This is a messenger RNA of Aquila chrysaetos chrysaetos, 2335 nucleotides long. RefSeq names its product transforming growth factor beta regulator 4 (gene FASTKD4). Gene Ontology annotation, cellular component: mitochondrial matrix; ribonucleoprotein granule. Bases 373 to 2316 code for a protein of 647 amino acids. The transcript is spliced from 8 exons. Gene Ontology annotation, biological process: regulation of mitochondrial mRNA stability; mitochondrial RNA processing. The record is from RefSeq and is a predicted model, not a curated record. Gene Ontology annotation, molecular function: RNA binding. NCBI's taxonomy places the organism in Eukaryota, Metazoa, Chordata, Aves, Accipitriformes, Accipitridae.